GCGCGGGCAGCGCGGAGCGCGGCGGCGGCGGCCCCGGUCGGUCCCGGGUCCGGGUCCGGGUCCCAGUCCCGGCCCAGCGCGGCCCCAUGUUUUCGCCGAGCCAGGAGGAGCACUGCGCGCCCAACAAGGAGCCUGUCAAGUACGGCGAGCUCGUCGUGCUCGGGUACAAUGGCUCCCUGCCUAAUGGUGACAGAGGACGUAGGAAAAGCAGAUUUGCUCUCUACAAACGACCCAAGGCUAAUGGAGUCAAACCUAGUACUGUUCAUGUGAUUUCUACACCCCAAGCAUCCAAGGCCAUCAGCUGUAAAGGUCAGCACAGUAUCUCUUACACGUUAUCGAGAAACCAGACGGUUGUAGUAGAGUAUACACAUGAUAAAGAUACAGAUAUGUUUCAGGUUGGCAGAUCAACAGAAAGCCCUAUAGACUUUGUUGUAACAGAUACCAUUUCUGGCAGCCAAAAUAAUGAUGAAACUCAGAUCACACAAAGCACCAUAUCCAGGUUUGCAUGCAGGAUUGUCUGUGACAGGAACCCACCAUAUACAGCAAGAAUUUUUGCAGCAGGAUUUGAUUCUUCUAAAAACAUAUUUCUUGGGGAAAAAGCAGCAAAAUGGAAAAACCCUGAUGGACACAUGGACGGAUUAACAACCAAUGGCGUGCUGGUCAUGCAUCCAAAAGGAGGCUUUACAGAAGAGUCUAAACCUGGAGUGUGGCGUGAAAUCUCCGUCUGUGGUGAUGUGUAUACUCUACGAGAAACCAGAUCUGCCCAACAGAGGGGGAAGCUAGUAGAAAACGAGACCAACGUCCUACAAGACGGCUCUCUCAUUGACCUGUGCGGAGCCACCCUUCUGUGGAGAACGGCAGAUGGCCUCUUUCACACACCGACUCAGAAACACAUCGAAGCCCUGCGACAGGAGAUAAAUGCUGCCAGGCCACAGUGCCCCGUUGGGCUGAACACUUUAGCGUUUCCCAGCAUUAACCGCAAAGAUGUAGUAGAAGAGAAGCAGCCUUGGGCUUACCUCAGCUGUGGCCACGUGCACGGGUAUCAUAACUGGGGACAUCGCAGUGACACAGAAGCCAAUGAGCGGGAGUGUCCCAUGUGCAGAACCGUUGGGCCCUACGUGCCUCUCUGGCUUGGUUGCGAGGCAGGGUUUUACGUGGAUGCCGGUCCUCCAACUCAUGCUUUCACCCCUUGUGGACAUGUGUGUUCUGAGAAGUCGGCAAAAUACUGGUCUCAGAUCCCACUGCCUCACGGUACUCAUGCAUUUCAUGCCGCUUGCCCUUUCUGUGCAGCACAGCUGUCUGGGGAGCACAACUGCGUCAAGCUAAUUUUCCAGGGUCCAGUUGACUGAUACCAUUUUGCAGAUGACCACAAUAACAUUUUCUUUGUUAACAAUUUACUGUGAAGAUUUUGCCACUAACUCUAGAUUUUACAUUUUUAUAAUGUUAUUAAUCGGGUAAUGGGGGGAGGGCUGUCAGGGGGGAUGUUGAAGGGUGGGGUUAACACGGGGAGACAUUGAUACCUGGAACCUGGCAGAUAUCAGUGGUGUUGCAUGCUCAACAGCGGCAUAUUCAUUGAAGUUGUCUCGGUUAAAUUGUAGUAUAUUUGUAAUCUUUUUAUUAGCACCCUUGAUCAGAGAAAAAGAUGUCUUAAUGAUUUUUUUAAUCCUUGGAUUUUUUAAUGGAAGGGUUUUUUCAUCUAAACUUUGACAAGCCUUUAAAACCUAUUUUUCAAAUCAAGAAAGAACAUGCAGAUUGUAAUUUGUCUUUCAUUUGCAAUGUUGUUAACUUGAAUAGUUUCUCAAGGAGCCAACGCAGAAUGCACGGACAGCUGCAGGUGAAUGUUCACAAGACACAACUGUCAAUUUGGGUUGAGACAUGAAAGAUUAGCUGCAAAAAUUGUUGCAUAUAUAAAGCUGUUAAAGUUACCUGCUAGGAUAAAAUACAGCUCACCAAAAAGGAUUGAGGAUUACUUGAAACUGGGGAAUUCCUGUUUGCUUUGAUUUCCUUUCAAUAUAGUGGAUAACCAGUAUUCGUGGUAUACAGUUGAUCUUUUUUAACCUGCAUCUGGUGCAACUGAAUUACUUUUACAUGCUGUUGUUUAAGCCUUUUACAAGAAUUUCUGUAUACUUGUAGCCCUGCCUUUGCUUUCUUUCUGCUUGGUGUAGUUUUCCCCUUGCUGCUUACUUGCAUGCCUGGAACAAUUGGGUUAAUGAAGAUGUAGCAACCCUUUAAAACUGUAUUCAUGAAGGGGUAGCACUGCAGUUAAUAGAAAGAAAGUUGAGGUACUGUUAUACAGAAUGUAUGCACAUAGACCUGAAUCUAGCAAAGCACUUGGCAUGUGCUUAAAUUUAAACUUAAAUAGCCCUAUUGACUUCAGUGGAACUACUGGCAUUAAGUGCUUCACUGGCCUGGGGCCACAUACUGCUGUCUUUUUAAAUACAAAAGUCUAGUUGAGGAUAAGCUACUAUUUUUUAAGCUCACUUACUAGCCACAGUGCUGUAAGGAGAGCAUCCUUCCUACUCUAACUGCAAUUUUUAUUCCUUUUUUGACUUACUGCCACCUGUCACCAUUCCUUGCAGCCUGAGAAGUGCUGGUCUCCUCCCCCCCAAUAAUUGUUUGUAAAUCAAACAAAAUUCAAAUGUAAUCAUUAAAUACACACAUCAGAGUGGUACAUCUGCAGUAGAUGAUUUGAAAUUUCUAAUUUUUUUUAAGAGAGCAAAUAAAUGUUUACUGUGGAAAUAAUUAAAUCAGAAUUUCAUAUGAGAUCUACCAUCCCAUUCUGUCAGCGUUAUUUCAUUUAGAAUAAUAUUUCUUUGAUCCUUGCUCUCUGUACUCUUAGUAUCUGAGGUAUCAAUCUAUCCAGGUUGAAAAAGACUUUGGGAGAAAAUCAUCACAUGUCUGAAGUGACUUUGAUUACUCACAACUCAGUUCUGUUAAACCGAUUGCAGCUUUUUUUUUGCUAUAUUUGUGCCCUUUGUAUAAAUAUAUAAUUUAUAUGAUUUUAAUAUAUUGUGUAUAUAUAUACUUGAAUUGGCCUGUUCAUAUUUCGGUUGUAAAAUUGUUUUAUAGUUAACCUUUUAAACAUUUUAAAUGUCCUUCACCUAUGGAGACAGGACAUAACUUGUCUGCUGCUGUUUAAUAUAAUUUUGCUGUAUAAAAUUCAGCAUUUUAAUAAUUUGAAAAUAGCUUUACUUUUUCUAUUAUUUUUUUUUGCUUUGUUUUUCAACAUCCUUCUUUUUUGCUGUACAACUUUCUGUUUAUUCUGCAGUACAAAUCCCAAAUGGUCCGGUUCGCUCGUCCCACUCAGUGAUUGGAAAUAGGGCAAAUCUUGUUCGCCUCGAACUCGACGCCUCUUCCUAGUGCCUUUUCUCUGAGAUCAUCUUGUGAUUCUGUAUUCGGAGUCCUUACUUCCACAAGGCAGCCUUGUGGCUAACGUUCCACCAAGAAGGGCAACUCAACCAGACGGGGGAAAAAACAAUUGCUUUCAUUUCUGGCAUAACUGUAAGAGGGUGCCUCUUCCCUAAUCUGUCUUCAGCAUAAUUUCCUCAGGUCCCAUAUGCAUCCUUUCUACUAAGCAUAUACCUCAUCUGUGGAAGCCAGUUCCACCUUGUUCAUACUGGACUUCGUUACCGAUGGAUCUUUUUGUCACAAGACUUCACAAAUGAAAUCACACUUUCAGGUAAAAACUUGUAUUCUUGUCGCCAUGUCACAAGACCUAAUAAUUGUCAGUAGAGAGAAACACAGAUAGUCAGAGCCUUAGAGUUUGUUGGUAGGUGGUUUCCCUCCCCCCUCAAAAAAAAAAUCUUUGCACUCCUAAGCCAACAGUACACCAAGAUGGUAACCCUUCUGUUAGGCUUGUCUGCUCAAGAAUUGCAUGCAUCGUUUCCCUGCCAGGAUUAAAUUAUCUGCAGUUGUACCAUUCCAUAGCACCUCCAAACCGAAUCGUUUUAUGUUCUUCUUUGUCAUUAUAACCCAGAUGGGGGAACUGAUCUUCUUCUCCCCCCCUGCUUCCUUGCGCUGACAGACUUGUGCAAAGUGGUUUUAACGCGUUACUCUUCUGACCUGCAGUAUUGGCUCACCCACCUUGCUAGGGUGUGAACGAUGCUGAAAUGACUAACUUUGCGGUAUCCCUUUUAAAGACCGUGUCCCAGCUGGGACCUUACGGUCCCUCCGUUCUUAUUGUCCACAGGCUUGAAUUAACACAAGAAAAACUGCUGCGAGAAGAGAAGCAGUGUCCUAUUUGGCUGGGAAACCAAUUUACACAAGUUCAUUUGACUCCAAGAAAUCCCUCCCUGACUAGUGGUUGGAGUUCAAGAGUGUCUUCCCACACCUGCAUUCGUGUGGAGUUAAAUGGCUUUGAGGAAAAUCCAUUUCUUUCUGGAUUAAUGAGAUUUGUUUGGUGUUAGUCUCCUGUCGCAGGGAUGGGUAAACCUGCCAGCCAGCCCCCACUACAUAAAAAAGGAACUUGCAGAAAAUACAUCUGCAGGCAGAAAAAAAAAAUGCUUUUAUUUCCUGAUCUAAAUGACCGUCCCAUUGAAUUUGCGUCUGAGCUUUGCAAAUCUUUUUUUUUUUUAAGUCAGCAAUAACAUAUUGCAUAAGUAGCACUUUUUUUUUUUACCAGUUAUUGUCAGCUCCACAUGAGUACAAGUUAGAGCUAUUUGAAGCACAGCUAACUCAAAAGUAUUUAUCUAGUCUGUCUGUCUUUUUUUCCCCCUUAAAUCUCUGCUUGUCAGCUUGUGCAAGCUGGAGUUCUAACAUUCUCCUCUUUUUAAGCAGCUUUUUGGAAAGAGUGCUAAAGUCAACACUCGGAGCGCAGAAUUAAGCUUAUUUUUCUUGAAUUUUGGUCCAAAUUAAGCAAUUUUUGGGUAGAGUAAUGCAUAUUAAUCGUGACUAUUUUUAAUUGUGAAGAAUGGUCAUUUUGUGCCUCAGAGUAGCCUGGCGUAGAUAGUUAGAGAACAAAUCCUUUCCUUUUUUUUCUUUUUUUUUCUGUGGGAUGGUGGGGAGGGAAGUGGGAAAAGGAGGAGAAAGCCAUGGACAACAGACUGGCUCUAUUAGGAGCAGCAAACCAAUUCUGAUGCAAAAACAAGCCAUGAUUGUAGCUGAGUUGAAUUUUUUUUUUGUCAUGCAUCUUUUAGAGUUGAUUGUCCCAAUAUAGUUGGAAAUUAAAAGAAUCCUUUUUAGCAACAAGACCCACAGAGGCUUAUUGCUGUUUUGAACAAAAUAAUAUUUUGGUACUCCUCAUUCCUGGGUCUGGAAUAUGAGGCACCUGGGUCAGGGUCUGGCCAGGGUGCAGUCUCUGUUUUUGAGAGACUGUGUUGUGUUUGUGUGUGUGUAACGUUUUUUUUCACGCAUGCCCCCCCAAUCAGAGUAGCCAAAACAUAAAUUGCAGUAUUUGAACUUUGAUAGCUCUCUGGCCAGGGCUGUUAGAGCAUUUGAUAAGCUAAUUCCUUGCCCACAGUUCAAGUGCUUAAAGGGUACCAUUGGGAAUGGACAGUUCCUCAAAAGAGAGCCCUAAAAAGUAAUCCACUCUUUUCCCCCUUCUUGAUAGCCAUGGCAUUAAUCAAGUCUAGCGCAGAAGAUCAGCUAUUAGAGUGCAUCAGCUGGCCCUCGUCAGUGCUAAUGGAAGGCAUCAAUGUGCAUUUCAGCUUAGUAACAAACCUGAUGUGCCCUGCUCUUUCCUUUUUCAUUAAAGGUGAACUGCAGAUGUGCACUCAGCAUAAGAUGCAUCCAUUAUUUAUUGUCUGGUAUAAAGGAUGGAGAGAAAUGUUAGAUCUGGUCUUCCUUGAUGUUGCUGGUGGCUCCUGGUCUCAGAUGUAGUGUAGAAACCCAACACCUCCGCCCUUCAAUUAGAGGUGUGAGAACCUAAACAGCUUGAGAAAAGGAGUUCAGUUGAACCUCUUAACUCAAAUGGAUGCUAACAGCACCCAGUCGUUCGAAAUAUUCUGGCGGAAGGUGCUUUCCGCUGUCUCUCUGUUGCUCAGCUUUCAGUCUUGUUUGCUGUCUUAGACUUGAGCUCUGGCCCCUUAGAUGAACAUCUGUUCAGGUGGUGGCUGCUGCAGUUUCCAUCAAGCCCUGUCCAGCCACAAGGCUCUUCAUCUUGCCUGGCACCAGCUCGCUUCGAUAAAUAGAGUUAGAGGGGAGAGAGACUGGCGCAGCUCGUGUCAGAAAAAGAGCAGGGAAUAGGUUUCUAGAAAACAACCCUGCCAGCCGAACUUCAGUCUUCAUGAAGAGGCAAACAGGAGGCACAGACUUUUUUCCAGGUCAUCUCUAAUUCCCAUGUAUUAUACUUCCCAUUUUAAAGAUUCUCCAAAGCUGGUAUUAGGAAAAGUAAUGGAUAACCCUGAUCUAUCGGGUUCUUGAUGCAAACUAAACUCCUGGUAACUUCAGCUGACAUCUUGGUCUUGCAUGAACCACCGAAUCUGGCCCCUUGUUCCUGCCUGAGAAGUAGCGGAAGGAUAAUUUCACCUUCAGCCUUAGCGGAAGGAAAAUGAACACAUGUGUUUGCUAGCAGCAGAGCAAAAGUAGAAAUUGCUGAGACAACCAAACAGAAGUUACUGUGAAGAAAGCAGUGGCUCUUCAAUCUUUUAAUGGGGCUUAUUUAUAUUUUCCAGUUGGGAUGUUAAGCUUCAGGUACCUGGGGUUCCUUGAGUUUGUACUAUGGGCAACUGAUAGAUUAAUAUAAGCAUUGUUUUCCACCUCUAUCAAAUGCAUUGCUAAGAGAAAGUCUAUGUAAGGCUAUCCACCUCCUUGUUAAACAGCUCUAGGAAAAGCCUCACUCAAGCAGCAGGCCCUGUAGCAUGGGGAAGUGGCUAUGUUUACCUUACACAGUGUUGCCGGUUGUUCAAUUUUCUGGGUAUAUUUGUAAAAUCAGUCUUUUAUACACCAUGUGAAAUGGAUUAAAAAAUGAUCUCUUCACUGUUGUACCUGUGGAAGUACAAGCCAUUUGACAGGAAAUGUUCAAAAAUAUUAAAAUGUUAUCUCGGUAUUGCCUCUGACUCCUUUUUAAUUUUUUUUUUUUCCCUUUCAGGCUGUCAAUUAAAAUACUAUCGUUGACACUUUAAAAAAUCCCUAUCUGAGAACUUGGUGCAUCAGGGUAGUGGGAUGUAUUCAAGUGUUGAGUGCUCUGAAAUUUCAGUUAAUUCCUUUUCCCCCUGUUUUCCAUUGAAUGCUGCUCAUGCUUUCAAUGCUGACUGCCUUCUUACGGUGUUAACAUCAUUGGUAAAUAAAAGCAAUUUCCAGGAAUAA
Messenger RNA from Alligator mississippiensis (American alligator), 7245 nucleotides. RefSeq names its product pellino E3 ubiquitin protein ligase family member 2 (gene PELI2). Gene Ontology annotation, biological process: protein polyubiquitination; regulation of Toll signaling pathway. The transcript is spliced from 6 exons. Gene Ontology annotation, molecular function: ubiquitin protein ligase activity; protein binding. Lineage: Eukaryota; Metazoa; Chordata; Crocodylia; Alligatoridae. The record is from RefSeq and is a predicted model, not a curated record. The coding region runs from base 87 to 1349 and encodes 420 amino acids.